AUGGACGGGAAUGCCAGCGCCGGGGGCACAGAGGGCCAGCACAGGAGCCCCCACCAGGAGGCGGAAAAUAAGCAUGAGGAGAAAGUCCGGGAUCCUGACAGAGGGGAGGACAGGACCAAGGCAGAGAUGGGGAGCAAAACCUGGGCAGACCUGGCUGCGGAGAUGAAGAUGUUCCUGUGGAACCCAGAGGAGAGAACAUGCCUAGGAAGAACAGCCAAGAGCUGGGGCUUGAUCUUACUGUUCUACUUUGUUUUCUACACGUUCCUGGCAGGAAUGUUCGCCUUCUGCCUGUACGUGGUGCUGCUCACCCUGAGCCCCUACACACCCACCUACCAGGACCGCGUGUCUCCACCAGGAGUAAUGAUCAGACCGUACUUGAACGGGUUCACCAUUGCCUUCAAUGUCUCUCAGCCCAACACGUGGCAACCCUAUGUGGACAGCAUGCACCACUUCCUAGCAGCUUAUGAUGACAAAGUUCAAGAGGAGAAGAAUAUUGAGUGCGUCCCAGGACAGUACUUCAUCCAAGGGGGCAAUGAAAGCGAGGAGAAGAAGGCCUGCCAGUUCAAGCGCUCGCUACUGCAGAACUGCUCUGGCAUUGAGGACCCGACAUUUGGCUACUCUAAAGGCCAGCCCUGCAUCCUGCUGAAGAUGAACAGGAUCAUAGGCUACCGCCCUGGAGCUGGGGUCCCCGUGAGCGUGGACUGCAAAGUGCAGAAAGGCAAUGAGAGUGAUCUCAGGUCAGUGGACUUCUACCCUGGAAACGGGACGUUUGAUCUCAUGUAUUAUCCCUACUACGGCAAGAUGACUCACGUCAACUACACGUCCCCACUGGUGGCUAUGCACUUUACAGAUGUGAAGAAGGGUAAUUUGGUCCAUAUUCAGUGCAGCCUGAACGGGAAAGGUAUUAUCAACAACCUGAACAGCGAUCGCUUCCUGGGCCGAAUCAUCUUCACGCUCAACAUUGGAAAGUAGCCACUGCAAACACUGGGCUCUUAGGUUAAGUCAAUCAGAGGCCUUUCCCUCUUUAAAGCCAGAAUGUUUUCUGCUAGAAAAAUACAGGUACACGGAGAUUUUUGUUAAUUUAUUUUUUUGUUCAUAGUUAGGAAACAAAUGAGAUGCAAUGGAGUUUGGAACCACAUUUUUCAUCAUCUGAUGUAAAUCAUUAUUAGUAAAAAUUAAAAGUUAUCUCCUGGGCAGAGAACCUGCAAAAGCACUUCAGUUUUGAUUAAAAAACCUCUGAUAUCUGAA
Molecule: messenger RNA, 1248 nt
Organism: Calidris pugnax (ruff)
Lineage: Eukaryota; Metazoa; Chordata; Aves; Charadriiformes; Scolopacidae
Gene: ATP1B4
Product: ATPase, Na+/K+ transporting, beta 4 polypeptide
Exons: 8
Coding region: 1-972 (323 amino acids)
Biological process (GO): potassium ion transport; sodium ion transport; regulation of DNA-templated transcription
Cellular component (GO): sodium:potassium-exchanging ATPase complex; nuclear inner membrane
Source: RefSeq, a predicted model, not a curated record